CCCACCCUGUCUGUGGACUCAGAGCAGAUAGAAGCCGGGACGGUAUGAGUCUCCACUGGACACCCUAAACCGGUAGGACAACCUGAUGUAAUUGAAGAAGGGUUUUGAAGUUUCUGUGAAGAACAACACACUUUGGAUGAAGCUGGGAGAGUUUCACAGCCAAUCUUUCAAGAUAUUUUGAUCCUGAUCAGUCCUGACGAAAGAGUUUCAAGUUCUGCACUUGAACACUGAGCAGCUCAAACAGAUAAGUUGGGUGGAACUGUGUGGUGCCUGGUGUAGGGGCACUUUAAAAAGUCCUCCUUGCCAGAGCAAAGAAUUUCCCAACCAGGAUUAUCUUAAAGUACUAAGGACAUUUUUGAGAUUUAAUUGUUGUUGUUAAUAGUUAAUAGUUGUUGUAAUUGUUGAGUUCAGGGGUUUCUGGCAGGACAAAGACAGAAAAGCCACUAAUUGUGGUGGUGACUGAGCUGAGCUCUGGACCCUUUGCACGUCCUCUGACGUACCAGAGACCAUGCUGUACCUCAAGAAAUACUUCACGGAAGGCCUCAUUCAGAUGGCCAUCCUGCUCAGCCUGUGUGGGGUGAGGGUUGACGUGGGCCUGGAACCCUACUUGCCUCCCUCCUGGCAGGAGAUGAUCCUGGGUCAGAGCUCAGCACUGACCCAGACACAGUUCCAUAACCUCCGCAACCGCAUGGAGGAUGGUCAUGACCUGCACCCCAAGAGUGUGGACCUGGACGGGUUCUUCACGGCACGAAGGCUGCUGGGCUGGGUCCGCUCUCUGGACAGGCUGCAGGUUCCUCAUGCAGAACUGGAGGCAUGGCUGGUUCAGCGGGAGCCGGAUCCUCUCCCCAUUGGAUGUCCAGACCAGUCCUCACCACUGGAGAGAGCACCUGCUGGUGUAGAGAGAGACCGACCUGCCCCGCUUGUUGAAUCUAGAACAGGACUCGAUAUCCUACAGGAAGAACCGGAGGAUGAUAAAGAGGAAGAAACGCAUCAUGUGCGUCAUUACAGUGAUGCUCUUGAAGACAGAGGAGAGGAUGAGGACGAGGAACGGCUGGACAGGAGGACGGAGGAAAGAAGACUAGGAGGUUCCUACAGCCGUGCUAACAACGGAGAGCUAACUCAGGAUGACGUAGACCAGACGUCUUCCUCCCUGCAGGAGUGUUUGAGGUUGUUGGAGGAAACCUUUCCUUUCACAGAGGAACAACAGUUAAGGGAUGAUGAUGAUGGUCGUAGAAGGGAGGACUUGGAGUGUCAGAUGCCAGACAGGGAGCCCCUGCUGUCUCCUAUCAUCCCUGAUUGUAACCCCUUGACAGACCUGGAGCUCCAAUGGCAGGACCUGUUGGCUAUCAUGGAGCCUGAGAACACAGAUGUUGACAUGAUGGCAUCAUUUGGCCACACCCAGACUUCAAGACAGACUGGGAUCCCUCAGGGUGCUGGGUCUGAAACUCUACACCAAAAUUUGAACAAUCAUGACAAUGGCAUAACAGGGGCUGAUGAGGAGGCUUUUCUAAUGGGGACUCCACUGCAGCACGGGUCGUUGGAACCUCGGAGCCGGCCAGGGCUAGAGCCAGUCCUGCUUCCUCUUACCCCCAGUGCAGAGUUGGAUGACCACAGUUCAGCCUUAAACACAAGGGACACUUUGAGAAGCUCAAAUAUAAAUCCCUCAAAUAGUUUUCCUGACAACACAUAUCUGCUUGAAGAAGAUCUUUCAGAAGACUUCUGCAGGGGACUAGAUGCAGAAGAUAACUCUGACACCUUCAACAUAAAUUUGCUAACACAAGGUCAUGUGGAUACCAUGGAAGGUUAUCCAGGCUUUCAGUAUGCUCCCUCCCUUGAAAACCUACCUAGCUUUGAUGUUAGCUUUCAUACACAUAACAUGACGUCUUCCAGUUUCACCCCAUCACCAGAGGGGAAUGGUUUGACUCCAGACCUUCUGACAUCUCCCUCCAGUGUCUUUCUGGGUGAGGAAGAGGAGGAUGUUGAUAAUGAAGGUGGUCUUCCUAGCACACUUACUGACCUCUUAGAGGAUGCUGCCAUCUUGGAUGAGAUGAGAUUGUUGGACCUGGCUCUGGAGGAAGGAUUCAGUCCUGAGAUGGCAGCCAAGCUGGAAGAGGAGGGCUUCCUUGAUCGUGAAGUGGCCCAACAGGAAACUGGCAGAGAUGGUGACCACCCAGGCACUGGCAUGGUGGUCACAGACAGUGAGGAUGAAGCAGACUCAGACUCUGGUCUUUCUCUGGACUUCAGCCACAGCCCUGCUUCUCCAUGUGCUUCUGAGGCCUCCUCUUAUUGCUCUUCCUCAACCUCAUCUUCAUCUUCUGUGUCAGCUGCUGGAAGUCCCUUCUCUACAGACGAGGACAAAGAGGCUGAGGAAGGUUUAAUUGGUUCAGAUAUGGAAGUGGAAGUGACCAUAAAGCAGGAGGAAGUGGAAGAGGAGGAAAUGGGGGCGGUGGGAGGAGAGUACCCUGAAAAUGUUAAGAAACCCUUCUCUCUUAACUUUGGGGAUCACAAGCUGUAUAACGGCUUUCCUUGGCUUGAGUAUAUCGGCCAUGAUCACACUUACAACCAGCCCUGGUCAUCUGCCUCCUCUCCAUUUGAAGGCAAGAUGCCUACCAAACAUCCCAAAACCUCCCUACAACAUGACAAUGCCAAGCCUUACCACCGCUCUUCUUCCAGACACAUCACUGAGACCAAGAUGUGGAGUCGGGAUGAACGGCGGGCAAAAGCAAAGAAGAUUCCUUUCUCUAAUGAGUUGAUUGUUAAUCUGCCAGUGGAGGAGUUUAAUGACCUGUUGGCCAGUUACCAACUUAGUGAAGAGCAGCUUACACUCAUCAGGGACAUUCGCCGCCGUGGGAAAAACAAAAUAGCUGCCCAGAACUGCAGGAAGAGGAAACUGGAUGUGCUGCUGGAACUGGAAGACAGUGUGUCAGGUUUAAGGCGCUACCGUUCACGCCUGCUCCGAGAAAAACAGGAAGCCCUGAGGAACCUGCAGGAAAUGAAAAGACGACUGGGCUUGUUGUACCAACAUGUCUUUUCCACACUGAGGGAUGAGGAGGGGAGGCCAUUGAACUCUAUGGAGCACCUGCUUCAGUUUGAGUCCGAUGGUAGCGUCACGGUGGCCUCACGCCAACAGGGGGCAGCAGUGCCACUGACAAAAAACAGCAAGAAACAGAAGGAUAAGAAGAAGUGAGGAGGUGGUCAGUCUAAUCUGGCUUUAGGAGUUUGGGACAUUAGAAAAAUGUAGAGAGAGUAAGAGAUUCCUUGACAGGAGUGUGAUUCAACCACAAAAAAGUAUGAAAUACUCCUGUGGUGGUUAAUGAAGAAAAACAGGAACUCUGGUUUUAAGGGAAGGAGCUGAAAACUACCAUGAAAUCCGUAUACACCAAAACAGAUAUCCCUGACGGUGAUGUUGUCAUUAAAAGAAUUGCUGGAUCGCUGGAUGAACAGAGGAUUCGAGACGAAAGACAAGUUCUUUAAAAGAACAACAUAAUGAUGUUGAUGGUGAUAUGGAAACCUUUAUUCCAGGAUGUGUUGCUCUCAUUUGAUAAAUGGUGAUAAACAUUUUCUACACUGGAAAAGGGCUUGAGUCCAGCUACUGUUAAGAUCAAACAACUCUGAGGUAAAUGUGGGCUGCUACAUACUGAUAAUAGAUUACCUGGGACCAGCGCUUUAAAAUGCUAGUUCAAUGCCUAUGCAAAAUUCUGCUUUUCCAUACAUGGAUUUCCUCAGUAAACUGAAAAUAUUGAGUUGAAAAAGUCAACAGGCUGAUGGCAGGCUGGAUCCUGGCUGUCAGCCAAUGUAGCAAAAGAACUGCAGACACUACAAUGACUGUUGUCUCCAAGGAAGGGACUGGUACACAAGAACAGAAGUUGCGAUCAUGCCCCCUUGAGUUGGCAGGAUUAAGGUUGGGGGGGCACCAUCUUACUCAAAGACACUUCAUCAGGCCAAAGACAGUGCCAUGGAGAUCAAACCUGUGUAUGUAGUUACCGAAUGGUGCAGUAACUGCAAGACCUGCUGCCAGAAGUCACCAUGCUAAGUACUGUCUGCAACAGAAGCCUCUUAGAUUCAACCAAGAAAGGAAAGUGGCCAUCUUGGCCACUCUGCUGGGCUUCAGUUGUGGCAGUUUUCCUGAAAACUGACCCUUAUUUUAAGAGCCCAUUCUACUACUUGAUUGACUAAGGUUUUGACAAUGGAUCUACAAACAGCAGAUGUUUUUGUCUAUAUAAGCUAAAAUUUGGUGGGUAGGGCAGUUUGCUUUGCCUUUUUCACACAUUUGCACAACUAGCUCUAAACUCACCAGGCAACCCCAUGCAAGUUUACACUGAAAAUGAUUAACUGACUGAGGAAUGACCCACAAGGGUGCCGGUCUGGAUCUUUUCUUGUGAAUUUUCUGAAAGUAUGAUAGCAAUGGGUUUUACCUGUGCCUUUAACAUGUGUGUUUCUGUUUAUAUGAGUAUUGAACAUGUCCGUGAUUGUAAAAGUGGGGAAAUCUUGUCUCAUUUAAACAACAUGGUAUGUUCCAAAUGUUAAUCAAGGGUAGGAGUACCCAUGACCUCAAUUCAACACAAGAAUAAAAGUGGUUAAUACUUUUGGUAGUUGUUAAAUACAUGAGUACAAUACAAGUCUGUACAAGUACAAUGUUUAAACAUUGAUAUGGGGAAAUGUAUGUCAAACAUAUGAAUGUACCUUAAAUUGAUAGAGGAAACACAACAGCUUUGGCCUUCGAAGACAGACAUUCUAACAUUUCUCCAAACUCAAGGUCCGUUUGAGAAUUGUUUCAAGUUAGGAUAUCACCCUCUGCUGGUUGUGUAUAGCAAAGUAAGACAGCACUGCACUGAGAUUCUGAUGAAACUAUAAGUACAAGGAAUUUAACAUUGCAGCAAAAAUGAUAUAGUUCUAAAUUUUACCUUAAUCUGCAGCAUCCCAGGUUGUAGUUGAGCCUACUGUUAAAAAGAAGUGGCUUUAGUGAAAGUCAUGUAAAAAAUAAUAAAUAAUUGUGUUAUUUGCAGAGUAAAUUUAGAUUUUUCAGGAAUGAGCAGCCAGGAGAACACGUUAGCAGUUACUGUGUUGCUAGACCUUUAAACAAAAUCACAAAUUUAUGUUUGAUUCAUUUUAGGGAAUAAAUUGUCUGAACUGAUGUUCAGUGCACAUAUUGACCACCUCAUUUAAGGGUCAAACUAAACUGGGUCUUGCAGUUUUCUGAAAGGCAGGCUAUGCAGUGGAAUUUGACUAGUGAUAUCCUGUCUGUCUUCUAGAUUUAUGAAGGCAAAUGAAAACCUGCAUGCCUAUCACUACCACUAAGUGUUUUUAUUGUUGUUUGUUUGAAAGUGUUUACAUUUUGUGCUUGCUGGUAUUCAAGGAUAUGGGACCUUGUCUUCUGUAAUAUAAAAUAAAAUGAAAAACUAAAAACAAAUUGUAAUUCUUUAGAGACAGUUGGUGUCUAUAGUCGGGUAAGGAGAUGUCGGGGUUAUCAGCUCUGCAGCCAUUUGUGGCAGAUAAUUCUAAUUCGGUAUUGACAUCCUACGCAUUACAAAUGAAGACAUGAGCUGAAUCCCAGUUCAGUGGCUUUGUCUCUCUGAUAUUAAGUUUAACACGACAUGACUGAAGCCCUGAUUUUCCACUUGCUAACAGUGUUUCGAGCUCCCCAACAAGUGCCGUAUUACCAAGGGUAACAGUAAAAACACUUCCGAAAAGUUAUUGGCGUGGAGGUAGGAAGAAGAGGACGAAGUGGAGUAGUUAGCCUUCAGUUCACCACUGCUGUUUCGAAAAUAAGUUGUCUUUCUCGAUAAAAUGCCUCAUGCAGAUUUAACAAUGCAGCCAUAUCAGUGAAUUCUGGGCAAUGUAGGAAGAGCUGGCACAAUUAAAUGUUGGCUUUAAAGUAGAUGGGCCAACAUUUAGCUUUAGCCAUCACACAGCUGGAAGGUAAAUGCUCUAUUGUGUGCCUUUAAUGCAGAGAAGGACGAAAUGAGAGACAAAAGUACAAACGGUUACGAAAACGAAAACCCUUUAUUGUCCAAAACAAACAUUAAAAGUAGAUUUGCCAUGACAGUGACAUUGCAAGGGAAACCAAUAAACAUGCAACAGGACAACACAAGCUAAUCUGCUAAAUACAGAGAAACGUUUCAGGGACAAUAUAGAAAAGCUAACUAGCAGACCCAGGUGCAGCCGAUUCAAUCCCUUCCACUGAAUGAUGAAGUAUAACAGAAGGCAAACACUGUACUCGAAACACUGAUGUACACUGGUGAAAUAAGAAUGUCCCAUAGGCCAGAAGUCCUUAAAACAAUCUUCAGGAACUUUACUGAAUAACAUAUUUAGAAUGUGUAAGCAACAGCUAGAAAGGGUGGGCUUAGACCC
Messenger RNA from Plectropomus leopardus (leopard coralgrouper), 6351 nucleotides. RefSeq names its product nfe2 like bZIP transcription factor 1a (gene nfe2l1a). Gene Ontology annotation, molecular function: RNA polymerase II cis-regulatory region sequence-specific DNA binding; DNA-binding transcription factor activity, RNA polymerase II-specific. Gene Ontology annotation, biological process: regulation of transcription by RNA polymerase II. The record is from RefSeq and is a predicted model, not a curated record. Lineage: Eukaryota; Metazoa; Chordata; Actinopteri; Perciformes; Serranidae. Gene Ontology annotation, cellular component: nucleus.